GCCUAAACCGCCAAGCUUACUCCACCGCCCCAACGUUACAGCCCCACUCGCAAAAGCUAUCUAUUGUCUAAUUGUGGACGCACCAGAACGGGUGCAGGCGCGCUUAAGCCACGUUCCUUUUGUUGUGAAUCGACCUAGCUGAGCAUGUCGUCCAAAUGUAGGCCUGAGGCUGAGUGCCUUUCACAUCAGCAAAUGCGUUUAACAUUGGCUCGACCUGGUCAAUUUGUUUCUUUCACUCAACGCACAUUCAAAAAACGUCAAGCAAGAUGGUGUCAUAUCUUUCUUUGGUCUUCAUAGCUGUCUUCGGUACUUUUUUUGGUAUCGUUUCCUUCUUUGUCUACCUCUUCACACCGCCCAGCAAUUUCCCCAAGAACAUACCAACAAUCCCGUUCUACUAUGCUCUUCUGCCGCUUUUCAAAGAUGUGGAUCAGGCGGAACUUUAUCGUCAGUAUAUGAGAGAGCCUCUAGAAAAGUACGGAGCAGUAAAAUUGUUCUUCGGUGGACAAUGGAACAUUCUCGUGCGCAAGCCUGCGUACAUCGCAGAGGUGUUCAAAUACGAAGACACUUAUGCGAAGGCUGGAAAUCACAUCAAGAUUCCGCACAGUGUGGUCGCGGAGUACACAGGCGAAAAUAUCAUCAGUGCACAUGGAGAGAAGUGGAAGCUCUAUCACGGUGUUCUCAAACCAGCGCUUCAAGCGGACCAAGAUUCGACCAAGAUCUGGGAGAACUCGAGACUUCUGAAAGACAUGUUCUUGAAUAACUCGAAACAAGCCAACGGUGCGGGUAUUCCCAUCUAUGUGCCUUGCCACCGAGUCGCACUUGCCAAUCUCUCAGACGUACUUUACGCAUCAAGCUUCGAAACGAUGCAGCGUUCGGACGCCCCACUACACACGAUUCAGAUGAACAUCAAGCCCAUAAUUUUCAACCCGAUCUUCCUGAAUUUUCCUUUCCUCGAUCAUCUGCCGUUGAAGAUGAGGCAACUGGGCCGCGCGCUCAACAGGAACUUCCGAAGCACGCUACGAACCUCGAUUACCAAAGGCCAUAACCACGUCUGCAAUUCGAAUGACCAGAAGAAUGUUGCAUGCAGGCUUAUUGGAGCCCAUGACGAAGGGAAGCUAUCCGACAAGGAUCUCGAAGACAACAUGGUCAGCACCUUUCUGGCAGGUCAUGAAAAUCCACAGAUUGCACUGAUGUCUCUUAUGUAUCUUCUUGGGGCUCAUCGAGAGAUCCAAGAAGAAGUUCGCAAGGAAAUCCAGACACUCUAUCCUGCCGACGCGCCUGUGGACUACGAACCAUCCUAUAACGACAUUCACGAUCUGCCACUGUUGACUGCUAUUCUCUACGAAGGCCUCCGCAUGUUCCCUCCGAUAUCGCAAUUGAUAAACCGUCGCACCGCAGAACCUGUUAUGAUGGGUGGCCAGAUUGUAAUCCCUAAAGGGGUGUUUAUGGGAUAUAACGCAUAUUCAACAAACCGCGACGUUGAAUUCUGGGGCACUGACUCAGACGACUUCAAGCCUGGGCGUUGGGGUCGAAACAUGGAGGAAAUCAAUCACCUAUACCGGAAAGCCAACUCCAAAGGUGCUUUCAUCAGCUUCCACGGAGGGCGGCGGGCAUGUUUAGGGCAGAAGUUUGCUAUGCAGCAGCUUCGAAUCACUCUUCUCGAACUGAUAAGGGGAUGCAAGUGGAUAGUAGACGAGAGUUGGGACGGACGCAUGACUCCAGCGGGACCGCUCUAUCCCCGGGGGCUGAAGAUCAAGUUUCAGUCGCUAUAGAAAUAUCAGUAGACUUGAAGAGAUCUGUUUGAUGUUUCUGGUGGGUAUCAGUGCACUGAGCAUAGCGUUGGCGUUUCGGUUCCGAUCGUAAAAACCUAGACUGUGUGGAGCACACAGCAGUAGUUUGGUAGCGUAGUUUAGGACUAUUGAAUGCGGCACGUCUCCAGCUACCCAAAUGGUGUUGUCUUGCAACCGAUAUGGCAUGAUGUCGCGAGGUGCUGCUACAGAGCUCACGAAUGCAUUCGAAAAACCUGCGAUACCUGGUGCAAUCUGCCUCGCAGGAAGCACUAAAUUAUGCCUAUCGGAGGCCUUAUAAUCGAUGUAUUUCGAGCACAACAGUUUCAC
Boeremia exigua is the source of this 2117-nucleotide messenger RNA. Its product is annotated as putative cytochrome P450. Lineage: Eukaryota; Fungi; Ascomycota; Dothideomycetes; Pleosporales; Didymellaceae. Gene Ontology annotation, molecular function: oxidoreductase activity, acting on paired donors, with incorporation or reduction of molecular oxygen; heme binding; monooxygenase activity. The record is from RefSeq and is a predicted model, not a curated record. The transcript is spliced from 2 exons. The coding region runs from base 267 to 1772 and encodes 501 amino acids.